This is a messenger RNA of Trematosphaeria pertusa, 3803 nucleotides long. RefSeq names its product Sfi1-domain-containing protein. Bases 165 to 3710 code for a protein of 1181 amino acids. The record is from RefSeq and is a predicted model, not a curated record. The transcript is spliced from 2 exons. NCBI's taxonomy places the organism in Eukaryota, Fungi, Ascomycota, Dothideomycetes, Pleosporales, Trematosphaeriaceae.
CACAACCUCUCGUGCCCAUUCAUCGCUCUUCUUACCGCCAGUAAUGCUUAAUACUUGCGUGCGCGCCGCCGCAAGACACUAUCCCGCCUCUUUCAAUCCACAAUACAACGCGCGACGCUCAUGUUGUCGAGAACGCGCCGCAGACGAGCGAGUCCCGAGCACGAAUGCCACCCUCCAUGAGCGCGCCCAGCAAUGAGACUCCGAACCUCACCAAGGAUGACUUGUCUGACGAUGCCAUCGAACUCCUCUACGACAUCGUGCGCCGCGCGCAAUCCACGCCCGACCGCUCCUCACGCGCCCUCUUCAAUGCCUACGAAGAAGUCCUCGGCGAUCAUGGCCUUGGGCCUGAAGACGACAGCGUGCUGCACCGCUUCCUGUUCCGCAUGCAGAAGGAUAGGAAGAGAGAGGAGAGCCUGGUGCAGAGGUUUAGGCGCGUGCUUGGCGAGAUUGGAAUCCAAGUCGAGUGCGACUCGGAGGGGGAGGGCAUUGAAGUCACCACUGGCUUUGGGGAUUCGACGCGUGAUGGGCCGUCUGGAGCGCAGAAUCCGCUGGGAAGACAUGAGAGAAGAGGAAGCUUUGAUUCUUUUUUCGACGGGAGCGCGGAUAAGGUGGCUGGCCCGGAUAUUGGACAAGAGUUGCCUUUGCGCUCACGUCGAGGCUCUCGGGAUGCGAAUGGAAGCAGAUGGACGACGCGGCGGUCACGAUCGGAUACGGAAGCACAGUCGUAUUCGCACGCCCAGCUUCCCAUUCACGCCAGGGUGAGUGGAUACGGGAAUCGUCGAACAGCCUCCGAACAACACAGGCCGAGCCACCGACGGAGCGGCUCUGUAUCCAGUCGCGGCAGUCUCCAGAUACGCAGGGAUGGACAGACAGGGACUUCACAGUUCAGGGACUACGACGCGGACGAUAGCGAGCACACGGAGCGAACGGCAGAUAUCGAUCUGUCUCAUAUCCAGAUACCAGGGGUCAACGCGCCUAUUCCAGACAUGGCGCACGAAGCAGCACAGCAACACGUACCGGAACCAUACCGACCGUCGGACACACGCUUGAUGGACGAUGCUGAGGCAUUCGAGCAACAGCGCCUACACACUCUUGCAAGAGCAUGUAUGCAGAAAUGGCGAGAUCGGACAAGAGAUCAAAUCGAAAGAGAGGCGGAUAUGAACCGCAGAGCGGUGGCAUUUGAUCGGAGGGGUCUGCUCAAACCGGCGCUGGACACUCUGCGAGUCGAAAUGCACAAUAGACGAACGAACCGAGAGACGGAACGCUUUUUUGGGCGCCUCGAAAGACGCGCAGAGAAAGCCAGGAACUUGUUCUUACUCACAAAAGCCUUCACGCACUGGGCUAAGAGCGCUGAAGACGAAGUCCAGCGGACGUCGGUCGCACGCCGACAUAUCCUACGCACAAGAUUCUUCAACGGCUGGCGCGAGAUCACUGCUGUCAAUGAGCUCAAAAUUCAACACUUCGUACUUGGGAAGUUUCUCGACAAGUGGCGCAGACGCACUGCUGCAAUCAAGGAGAAAGAAUAUCUCUCCAUGCAGUUGUACGAAGACGAUUUGGCGCGUAGGGUUUUCAAGCACUGGUUCUUCAAGUUUUGCGAUAUUGCGGCACCAGCGUGGCAUAAUGUCCGCUUGAAGAGAAUCACAUACGAGAAGUGGCAUGAGAUUGCCACCAUUUUGAGGGACAGGGAGAGUUGGGCAACUGAUCGAAGGGAUCGCGAGCUUCUGCGGAAAGCAGUGCAGACAUGGAGAGAAAGGACAGCGAUUGUUCAGUCUCUUGAGCCUCAAGCUGAGGAGUUUCGACGACGCGCACUGCUUACUAACGCCUUGUCCACCCUUCGGAAGGAAGCCCAGCUUGCGCCUCUCGUCGGACAAUUUCGAGCAAGAGUCGAUACCCGGAUAGCGCGGUCCGUUCAUCAAACAUGGCAUCGGAGCACCCAGCUCUCUCGCCAAGCACGAAAUGUCGACCAGAUGCGCAUCUUGCGCAACGCAUGGACAGCCUGGAAUGACCGUCUCCGCAUCAAGGCGCUCGAGGAGCGUAUCAACGACCGUGUGCUGGUCGAGACAAUGUAUAGAUGGACCCUCGCAUCUAGAGUCUCUCUCUUUCAGCGCGUCCACGACCGCAACCUGAAGGAGUCCGUCCUCCUCACCUGGGUCACAAGGACGAACGAGCAGCGCAAUACUCUCGAAAGCGCCGAGAGACGGUUCGCCCAGUUUAAGCGCGAGCAGCUGCUGCGCACCUGCCUGGGGAAGAUCGAGACUGCGACCGCCGAAAGAAGAGCUGAGGAAUUCGCGGUAGUCGCAGAAUACGAGCAGAAACUGAAGCAGAGAGUUUUUGACAAGCUAUUGGAUAAGCACGAUCACUUCCAGCAGUUGAACAAAUGGGCUGGAGAUGCGCGUUUUUACGUGCUCACCACGCAUGCGCUCAACAGUUGGAACCAGGCGACCCAGCAUGCACGGAGGAACCGAAGGCGGGAGGUGUAUGCGCAUGUGCGACGGACGAUCAAGAUGAAUCUCGUACGCAAAGCAUUCGGGGUCUGGAAAGAGAAAGCGAAUGAGAUUGCGCAGAAGAACCGACAAGCUCAAGAGAGGGUUCAGAACCGCACAGGCAUCAACGCGACGAUUCUGUUCACGCACUGGCAUGACCGAACUACGACUGUACGCGGCCUCGGAACCCGCGCCAUUCAAUCCCACUCUACGAAACUGCAAGUCCGCUAUCUACAAAGCUGGACUCAGCGCCUCCGCACCUUACAAACAAUGUCCACUAAAGCGCUCGCGCUCCGUCAGGAAAGCACCGAGCUCGCAGCAGCGUCAGCCCUCAAGAAACUCGGCUGGCGCUUGUGGAACAUUCAAAGACAAGAAGAGAACGCUCUCGCCCUACACCAAAGGAACUUUGAAAAGCAUCUAAGAGCCAUGAUCCGUUUUUGGUACGAGCAGACCGCGGAACGGAUGACGAAUCGGCCUGUUUCCCCUACUCCGACAAGCCGAUCAAGACCUGGGCGACGAGAUAGCGAAGAUGAGGGUGGAGGCGACGAUGGUGGGGACGAGGGGGAGGACUUGGAUGCAACAGAGCAGCAUCCAGACUUCGACGACGACGCCGGCGACGACACCCGCCGCCUAGAAGCAUGGACAGCCUUCGACACGAACCUCGACCUCUCUCUAUCCCUCUCGCCGCAGCCUGCUUCCCGACUCCCUCCUCCACCCCCACCGUCGUCCAUCCCGCGCUCCCUCCCAACACGCCCACAAACCUUCCCUCAGCCACAGUCCAUCCUUCGGCCCCCACCAGCCCCUAUCCCCGAAGACCUCACCCUCGACGACCCAGCGCAAUUCUGGACAUCUACGCCGAUGCCCCCCCCAACGACAGUCGGUAGACCGGGGUAUCUCAAGACGCCGAGUAAGCGGAGUGUGGUGCGAGGGAAGAGGCCUGAACUGCCUCCCAGCCCGGAGAAGCGUGGUGGCGUGGGUGUCGGGUUGAUAGAGAGGGAGAGGGCAAUGGGCGUCAUGAGCGCGCCGCCUGCUGCUGCGAGAUUGAGGGACGCUGAUAGGGCUGGUGGCGUGGGUGGUGUGACGAGCUUCGAGAGGAGGUUGAGAGAGGGCGGGUUUGGUAGUAGUAUGGCGAGAGGGACUGGAAGGAGUGCCGCAGGAGGAAGCGGAGGCGGAAGAGGAAGAGGGAAGGGCAGAGUCGGUUUUGGCGAUGUGAGUCACUUUGGAUAGAAAGAGGAACGAGAGGAACCGGGAAAGUGUGCUUAGCGGGCGCGUUACGGUGUUGUGAUUGUUGGAUAGCUAGGUUUUCAGGAUACGAUACCC